AUGAUGAAGACUAUGUCCGGUGGAAACUGCACCCUGAAUGUGCCAGCUAAGAACUCAUACCGCAUGGUAGUGCUGGGAGCCUCCAGGGUGGGGAAAAGCUCCAUUGUCUCACGCUUUCUCAAUGGCCGGUUUGAGGACCAGUACACUCCCACCAUUGAGGAUUUUCAUCGCAAGGUCUACAACAUCCGGGGAGACAUGUAUCAGCUGGACAUCCUGGACACCUCUGGGAAUCACCCUUUCCCUGCUAUGAGGCGGCUUUCCAUCCUGACAGGGGAUGUUUUCAUCCUGGUAUUCAGCCUGGACAACAGAGAAUCCUUUGAUGAGGUCAAGAGGCUACAGAAACAGAUCCUUGAGGUCAAAUCCUGCCUGAAGAACAAGACCAAGGAAUCGGCUGACCUCCCCAUGGUGAUCUGUGGCAACAAAAGUGACCACAGUGAAAUCUACCGCAAGGUACGUUCAGAUGAAGGUGAGAACCUUGUCUCCAGCGAUGAAAACUGCGCCUAUUUCGAAGUUUCAGCCAAGAAGAACACCAAUGUGGAUGAGAUGUUCUAUGUCCUCUUCAGCAUGGCCAAGCUACCUCAUGAGAUGAGCCCUUCCCUCCACAGGAAAAUCUCCAUCCAGUAUGGUGACACUUUCCAACCAAAACCCUUCCGCAUGCGCCGAGUCAAGGACAUGGACGCUUACGGUAUGAUCUCUCCCUUUGCUCGCCGGCCAAGCGUCAACAGUGACCUGAAGUAUAUCAAAUCAAAAGUUCUCAGGGAAGGUCAGUCCAGGGAGAGAGAGAAAUGCACGAUCCAGUGAAGGGGGCUUGCACUUCUGUCUGAAGUCAUCAUCCACAUGCAGUGCCUUAAAGAAAAACGAUCCGUGGAAGCACAGAAUGGGCUUAUGGGGUUCGAGAAAACCCAACAUGGAGAAAGGAUAACUUCCUGUGGAUUCUGCUGAGUCAUGAAUGUAAAUAACAUCAUUCUUGUAAAUGACUGGGAAAAAUCACAUGCUUGAGAUACGAGUGCAUUUCUCUGUCUGUAAUGUAGCUCCUCGUCAUUCCCUAUUUUGUUUAAAGAAUACAGACCUGAGAAGUAAAGACAUUUGAACUUCAUCCUUACAAAGAAAGUAGGCAAAAAAUGCACAAAAGGCAUUAACAGUUACCCAG
Molecule: messenger RNA, 1150 nt
Organism: Nestor notabilis (Kea)
Lineage: Eukaryota; Metazoa; Chordata; Aves; Psittaciformes; Psittacidae
Gene: RASD2
Product: RASD family, member 2
Exons: 2
Coding region: 1-801 (266 amino acids)
Molecular function (GO): GTP binding; GTPase activity
Source: RefSeq, a predicted model, not a curated record